Messenger RNA from Periconia digitata, 322 nucleotides. Lineage: Eukaryota; Fungi; Ascomycota; Dothideomycetes; Pleosporales; Periconiaceae. The record is from the annotation of a GenBank genome assembly.
AUGAAAAUAUUAAGCCUCUCAUGUGCUACCGUUUCGACUGGGACGCUCGAAAGAAAGUUUGUCGAAAUUCCAUUUCCAACCUGGUAUGAUACGCUUGGCUUCGAUAACCUUGUAAUCCAACUCUCUAGUCAAGUGUGCAGGAUUCAUUUCCCGUUUGUUCAUCUGUUCAAACCCACGUCUAAGUGGGCCUUGCAGCCUCGUGAUGCGUUCUUCGAUAGAAUAUGGACAGUCUCCCUUGCUUAGUUCGAGGAGGAGCGUUCUGAGCUCUCUGAUGGUCUUGUCGAGAUCUGGGUUAUCCACUACGUUGGCGCUCAUUGAUGUU